Messenger RNA from Schistosoma turkestanicum, 1024 nucleotides. The record is from the annotation of a GenBank genome assembly. Lineage: Eukaryota; Metazoa; Platyhelminthes; Trematoda; Strigeidida; Schistosomatidae.
ACUAAAGAAUUAAUCCAAUCAUAAAAAGUUUAGCCUCGUUCUAAUGUCUAAAAUUCUUGUAUUAACACAUCCACGCCAGAUCAUACUUCCUUCCGAUGAAGCUGCAACUCGUUCUGCCAUUUGUUAUAUGGCUCGAAGUAGAUUAUCAUUUCUAGUUGAUCGUAUUUUAAAUGCUGAUUCAUGUUCUCCUGAUCACUUACUUCCUGUUACUAUUGUUAAUGGUUCUACUGUAACUGGUUACACUUCUUUGUGUUUACGGUUGAGUAUUUUGAAAGCCAAUAAAGAUAUUAACUUUAGUAAUUCUAAACUUACUUCACGAAGUUUACGGCAUACUUACUUAUUUUGGAUUUCUGAUACAUUACGUAAUGUAAUGCUUUAUUUCACUUGGUUUCAUGAAUCUACCUAUAAUAAUUUCACUUAUAAACGUCUUAAAUCUUCUACACCUCCAUUAUUAACUAGUUUUAUUGCUAAACGAAAACGUCAACAAUAUGUGAAUUUUUUAAAAUCUAUUGGUUGGAAUAAAAUGAACACAAAUGAUAUUUUACAAGAUAUGGAAGCACUUUGUGGUAGUAUUGUUGAAUUACUCGGUAAUGGUCCAUUUUUAUUAGGACGUGAUAAACCUGGAAAGAUUGAUGCACUUUUAUAUGGACAUUGGACUGUAUUUUAUGAGUUUGCUGAAUGUUUCAGUUUAUUACUGCCUAUACUAGAUAAAUAUUCAACUAUUAAUGAUCUUAUUAAACGUGUUGCUGAAUUAUGUAAUCAACCAUGUAGUUUUGAUUGAAAAAAAUAUUGUUAUAAACUAAUUUUUUUUUUGGGGGGGGGGUGUUCAAUACUCUUCUCAUUGUACAUAAUAUCAAUUUAGCAAGAAUGUUAUUGUAUCUAUUUUUUAGAAAUACAAAUUUUCAUUCAAAAUAUUCUGCUUGUCUUUCUUCUUCAAGUAUUGUUUAUUAAUGUGAAAAAUAUGCAUGAAUUUAUAUGUUGUUUCUAUUGUUAAACUUAUUUACUGCUAAAUUUUCGAUUUGCU